AUGGGAAUCCUGGAGCGCAUGGAGAAGUCUGCUCCACCCAAGCACAGGGACAGCUCUGCAAGGUGGCGCAAGCUGCUCGGGCGCGAGGAAGGGGAUGGCUACCGAGGCUACAGCCUCGCUGACUGGCUCUGCAUGGCCUUUUAUGAGAGCAACUUUGACACAGCAGCCAAGAGCAUCAACGCGGACAGCAGCGCCAGCUUCGGCAUCUUUCAGAUCAACAACCGGCUGUGGUGCACGGACGAGCGCAGCCCAUCGGAGAACCUCUGCAGAGUGGCUUGUGCAGACCUGUUAACAAGUGACAUAACUGAUGACAUCCUCUGUGCCAAAAAAAUUGUGAGACACCCACAAGGAAUGGAUGCCUGGGAGGACUGGGCAAUGCACUGCAAGGGACGAGACCUAUCAGAGUGGGUGGAAGGAUGUGACCUGUGA
Molecule: messenger RNA, 429 nt
Organism: Tinamus guttatus (white-throated tinamou)
Lineage: Eukaryota; Metazoa; Chordata; Aves; Tinamiformes; Tinamidae
Product: lysozyme C, milk isozyme
Biological process (GO): fusion of sperm to egg plasma membrane involved in single fertilization
Cellular component (GO): acrosomal vesicle; sperm flagellum
Molecular function (GO): lysozyme activity
Source: RefSeq, a predicted model, not a curated record